GAUAGAGAGAGAGAUUGAGAGAGAGAUAGAGGUGUACAUAUCCGUUUAUAUCAAUCGUUGUUUAUUAAUGUUGAAGCAUGCUAUCAUCAUCAUUAUCAUACGCUCAAACCUUGACCUAUGAAUAGGCGUGCCUAGGCUACUAAACUGCUUCAUUUAUCUAAAGACAAACGGGCGGAAAUUGAUACAGCCGUUAAAAAAAUGCCUCAGCUAAAUAAAUACUGGAAUGCACAAGGAGGGACCGUUCUUUCUUUCAGCUGCGCCAAAGUAGCACAUGUUGGACUAUAAUAAUUUAUAGAUAGCAUGACAGUAAACAAGCAACUGCUAGAGGGAGCUAACACGGAAAACGAUUUGAUACGAGAAGAAAACAUGCAUCGAUACCUCCUUUCCUAAUGCUAGUGGAUGCGUCUAGGUAAAUAAGCUAGGCUACACCAGGAACAAUGUGCAGUGGCGGCGGUCAUCAUAACAACGCAUGGAUCGCCACCUCAUCCUGCCAGCUUCUGUGUUGCGGUGCUCUGGAAUCGCCUAAUAACAAUCUCAUUUCUGACAUAGGCUACAGCUUCCACAACGCACCACGCCUCCUCAUCAUUGAACGCACCUCGAUUAACCAUCUUCGCCAGUGCACAGUGUGCUUUUCAAAGGGGAGCGAAAGAGAGACUGAUCCGCAUCUCCUCAUGUCGCGGAGAAAGGAACAUUGGAUAGACGAGGCAAGGAUGGGUGGUUUGACACUGAUUCUGCAUCCAUGAGCGCCUUCACUUCCAACAGAGUGUUGUUUUUUGGACCAGGUACCACUGGAUAGUUCUGGUGAGAGAGAAAGAAACUGCUGUUAAGAAGUUUGGAUGCAAAUGGCCACAACCACCAUGAUCUUUACGAUUUUGGGGGCUUCACUUGUGAUGGCAGUAGCGUGUCUAACGGACAUGAACGCUCUACUAGACCGCUUUCACAACUACAUCUUACCACAUUUACGAGGGGAGGACCGCGUCUGCCAUUGCAACUGUGGAAGGCACCAUGUCCACUAUGUGAUCCCGUACGAUGGGGACCAGUCUCUGGUAGACUCGGCAGAGAACUACUUUGUGAGUGAUAGCGUGACCAAGCAGGAGCUGGACCUGAUGCUGGGGCUGCUGCUGGGCUUCCUCCUCAGCUGGUUACUGCUGUGGCUGGACGGGGUGCUGCACGCUGCCCUCAGGGCCUGGAGGGCCAAACAGCACCAUGAUGUGUUCUCCUGGUCAUGGGUUCCCCGCUUCUGUAACCUGAGAGACCUGGGGAGAUGGGUGCACCUGAGGAAGCUGGAGGACUCCAGUGGGAACAUGGUGCACAUUAAGCAGAAGCUGUACCACAAUGGACACCCCAGCCCUCGUAACCUCUGAGAGCCAUUGCACAUUGGACACCCCAGCCCUCGUAACCUCUGAGAGCCAUGGCACAACGGCCACCCCAUUCCACAUCACCUCUGAGAGCAAUGGAUUGGCUGAGACAGACUGAGACCUGCUGUCAAAUGACCAACCAGACUUCAGCCGCAUGGGCAACUAAACAAUGACUAUUCAAGAUAUACCCUUCAAACCAUACUGUUUCUUAUGGACACUGGAUAGAGCACUUUCUCAAGUGACCCCAUGGUCUUUACCCACAGUGCACUCCUCACCCUCCAUAUUUUAUGUAAAAAGAUUAUAGUUAAUGAGAAUCCAUUUAGGAGGGCGUAAGCAAUUUUCCAGAGUGUGUUUGUUUUUAAAAAUAGCUAUAUAUAUUAUAUAUUUAGUUUUAGAAUGUCAAUUUUGCUAGAAGUGGGGAUAGGGUGUAUUCAUUAUUUUGCUUGGGUUUUGUCAGUUUGUAGAAAAAUGUGUUUAUUUUGCCUGAAGAUGUCAGUUUUGAAAUUAGAAUAUUUAUUUUGCUCGAGGUUGUUUAUUUUUGACAGGGGUUUGUGUAUUGGAAGAGGUACACUAUAUAUGCAAAAGUAUGUGGACACCACUUCAAAUUAGUGGAUUCGGCUAUCUCAGCCACACCCAUUGCUGAUAGGUGUAUAAAAUCGAACACACA
This is a messenger RNA of Oncorhynchus tshawytscha (Chinook salmon), 2025 nucleotides long. RefSeq names its product transmembrane protein 240. The record is from RefSeq and is a predicted model, not a curated record. The transcript has 4 exons. NCBI's taxonomy places the organism in Eukaryota, Metazoa, Chordata, Actinopteri, Salmoniformes, Salmonidae. Bases 837 to 1364 code for a protein of 175 amino acids.